UGCUCCUUGAGCUGUCUUCAGACCAUAUACCUAGUUUACAUUUAGCCCACUUCCGUGGCAGUGAGUAUAAAUAUGGGCAGCGCGAGUAUGUAGACACGUCACUCGCGCUGAUCAUGUUCCUCGCACUGACGCUGCCCGACGCUCCCGUCAAGAGCGGUAAACUGAGCAGCGCGAGCAGCAACAUAACCGGCAAUGCGAGCGCGAGUACGUGUUUAAAUUCUGUUCGAAUUCAAUUACCACAUAAUGUGUGAAGAAGAACGUUGUAGAGCGUAAUUUUUGCGAAUUUCAUUGUCAAUUUUCUGUAUAAAAAUUAAUAUAAUUUCUAAUUCAAUAUAUAUAUAAUUAUAUACAUUCAUAUUCGACCUCGCUCAAUGGAGGAUACUGAAAUAAUUGCAACAUCUGCACUCUGUCUGCUGAGUUUAAGUAAUUAUGUGAGUGUUUUAAAAAGAAAUAAAGUUGAAAAAAAACGCCGUCGUCGCCAGAGGAGAUGGUGGAUGAUAUCAAUUCAUCGUAAUAGAACACUGUGAGUACCUGUAUAAUUAUUGUUAAUUUUUAACUUGUUAAAAUAGAAAAUAUAUGUUAUUGUAUUUAAUAUGAAUGGACAAGUAUACAGUGAUGUGCGUGGAAUAAUUGAAUAAUGAGGACGAAGGAAAAGACACACAAUUAAGCAGCUCACCCAAUAACAAUUUUAUAUUAUUUUUUAUUUUUACAGAAAAAGUAUUGCCAAUUUUUUCAAUGAGAUGACGAGUGAGGAAUCCGGGGAGUUUACCAAUUUUUGCCGAAUGUCACUUGCAGAUUUCGAAUUUCUUCUGGCUAAAAUUGAACCAAUGAUAAAAAAACAGACUCGACUGAGAACACCUAUUCCAUCAAAAAUACGUUUGGCAAUUACCUUACGAUUUUUAGCAACGGGAGACAGCUAUCGAAGUCUUCAUUAUUUAUUCAAAGUUUCAGCACCAGCCAUUUCAUUAAUCGUGCCUGAAGUGUGCAAAGCUAUUAAUUCUGUUCUCAAUGACCAAAUUAAGGUAAAAUGAUUGGAUAUAUUAAAUUGUUGUUUAUUAAAUUAUUAUUUACAGAAUUAUGAAAAUUUAGCAUUUAAAUUAUAAAACCUGUAUAUAAAUAGGUAAUAACAAAGCUUAAUAAUAAUAACAUUAAAACCUUUAUGUAACUUAACUUUUAUAAUUAUAAUAACAAAGCUUUUUACAUUUAGUAAUAUUUUGUAACGGCGUUCAAAUAUGCAUUUUCAAUUAAGUCAGAGGGUUGAUUGUCUCGUUGCAAUGCGUUUCUUUCCGGUAUACUAACCUCUAAUAGAGAUUGAGGUAUUUCAUUCACUUCCGGCAUGAUAAUAUGUGAUACAUUAUUAGCUGGAGAUGGCGUGGAAUGUUGGUAGUAUGGAGAUGGUGUUGUAGACGAAUAAUAUGAGCUGUCACUUGUUGAUCGUUCAUCAGGGUAGGGAUUAUCCAAAAGAAAGCCAUCUAUUUUGUACAUUAUUUUGUCUCGCAAUCUUUCGGGAUAUUUUCUUAGCCUUUUUGCUAAAAGUUUAGCAUAUAAAUCGCACUCGUCUUCUUCUAUUUUCUUUACCUUUAAUACGUGGUUCAAAGUUUCAAAACUUUCAUUAAUUUUUUUUUGAGCAUCAUCUAAAUAGUGGUCUGUACUAAUAUGUCUUUUCUUGACAGGAUUUGUUCUGGUUGGUGAAUUAGUUUUAAUUUUAUUUUCUUGUGGUGACAGUGAGGUAAUAAUUUCAUCACUGGGCUGAAUCGAUGAUGUUGACGGGGGUGGCAUUUUAGUUUCACUUUCUAAAGGCUGAAAAAUAAUAUAAUUGAUAAUUAUUAAAUAAUAAUUAAUAAUUUUCGUAAGGUUGUUUUUCAAUAGUUUUUAAAGUAAUAAAUUCAGUGAUUGAAGUGACUCAAAUAAGUGCAUGAGGGAUAACUAAAUUUCUAUACUUCUCAAAUUAUCUCUUAUCUUGUCCAUAAGCCGAAGAGACGAAGGUCAAACUUCUACCACCUGUGACUUACCAGUUUAAAUUUUUUAUUUUAGUUACCACAAACACCGCAAGAAUGGUUAAUCAUUGAAGAGGGUUUUAGAGGAAAGUUUCCCCAUUGCGUUGGAGCUAUAGACGGAAAACACAUCGUAGUACAAUGUCCAGCGCAUAGUGGUUCUGAAUUUUAUAAUUAUAAGAGUACAUAUAGUAUCGUACUAAUGGCUUUGGUUGAUAGCGACUAUCGUUUUAUUUUUGCCGAUAUCGGUGGCCAGGGCCGCAUUAGUGAUGGAGGAAAUUUUCAAAACAGCUUACUUUGGCGAAAAAUUGACUGCAAUACUAUUAAUUUACCAUCAGAUACUCCAUUACCCGGAAGAGAUAAGAAUACGCCGUAUGUAUUCCUUGGUGAUGGUGCUUUCGCAUUACAUAAACAUGUUAUGAAACCUUUUCCUGGUAACCAUGAUAUUGGUACAGCUGAACGUACUUUUAAUUGCAAACUUUCAAGUACUCGCGUAAUUAUUGAAAAUGUUUUUGGGGUGUUCACAUCUGUUUUCCGAAUUUUUAAGAAACCGAUAGAAAUCAAUAUAAAAAAUGUACCUCUAGUAAUUAAGACUUGUAUUUUGCUGCAUAAUUUUUUAAGAAAAAGUGAUUCCUCUCGAAACAUUUACACGCCACCAGGAACUUUUGAUUAUAUAAGGGACGGACAACUUGUUAAUGGCACUUGGAGACAAACCCACACUGUAUCGUCAGGGAUAAGGCCAAUAUCAAAUUUGGCUAGGCGAACGUCAAGCAACAUUUCAGAAAUUCGAUCUGAAUUCGCUAAUUAUUUACAUAAUUUAAAUUAAGUAGGUACUACUAUGUAUUAAAAAUUACCAUUAAGGUACCCCCCACGCACUACAUAUAAUUUUUAAUUUUAUGUUAUUGGUGU
Cinara cedri is the source of this 2903-nucleotide messenger RNA. The record is from the annotation of a GenBank genome assembly. NCBI's taxonomy places the organism in Eukaryota, Metazoa, Arthropoda, Insecta, Hemiptera, Aphididae.